Molecule: messenger RNA, 1194 nt
Organism: Protopolystoma xenopodis
Lineage: Eukaryota; Metazoa; Platyhelminthes; Monogenea; Polystomatidea; Polystomatidae
Source: the annotation of a GenBank genome assembly
AUGCUUGGUGAUGCUAAGAUUGAGUUGCCCAGGGAGCCUAAGCACAAGGGCAAAACCGAGACGGCGCCAGGCGUGAGACUGCAGACAGCCGAGCCUCAGACCGCAUCGUUACGCCACUCAUUGACCUUCGCACCAACUCACUCAGUCCCUCUUCACCUGCAUCGACACCAUUCAAUGCAGCGCAUCUUCUGGAAGUUUGUUGCCGUGGUUGUGCUGCUGGGAAGCGUCUAUCUCUCGGUCAAGCACUCCUCAGCCAAGAGUCCCUUCGUCAGCACGGCGGGCCAGGAAGCGACAAGCGUGCCCUUGGGGAUCAAAAGCGCAAAUUGUCGGCUGCCAGUGUCUCUGGACCCAUCUUCAGCCGCCUCUGACCAUGACCUCUUCGUCUCCUCCUUCUCGGAAGACCAGGUCUGGCCGUCGGUGAGUAUUGGAAUCUUGGUGCGCAAUAAAGCCCACAGCUUACCCUAUUUCCUCGGGGCUCUGGAAUCCCUGGACUACCCGAAGUCCCGGAUCCACUUGUACAUUCGAGCCGACAACUGCCUCGAUGACAGCCUCACUGUCCUCCGUAGGUGGGUGGCCGCUGCCGCUGGCGCCUAUCACGCCGUCGAGCUUCUCGAAGACAGCAAGACAGCGCAGUUGCAAGGAAUACCAGUCGCCUGGACGCCGGAGCACUACGAACAUUUGAUAGAGUUGCGACAGGCGGCUCUAGACGCGGCGCGGCGAGCCUGGGCCGACUUCCAUUUCUCCCUCGACGCUGAUGUGAUUCUCAUGAACAAGAGGACCCUGCGCGACCUGGUGGAGGCCACUUUGGUGCCGCCUCCCGGGGGGAACAUCAUAGUGCUAGCGCCGAUGCUUAACUGUACCACCUCGGAGGUAUACUCCAACUUUUGGGGGGCGAUGACCGAAGAGGGCUACUACAAACGAUCUGACAAUUACUUUGACCUCCAGAAGCGAGUCUCUCUGGGCAUCCAUCCUGUCGCCAUGGUCCACUCCGCCCUGCUCGUCAAUCUGCGCAACCUAGUCGCCCGCCAAAUCAACUACAGUCCAAGGCCAGACACCUACCAGGGUCCCGUGGACGACCUAAUUAUAUUUGCCCGCAUCGCUCAGACCGCAGGAAUAUCGCUUUACCUGGACAAUCGUCAGUUCUACGGCUACUUCGCGAUGCCGGUUGACGAAUCAGACGUGGAGGCGAUGCAA